Molecule: messenger RNA, 2242 nt
Organism: Paramisgurnus dabryanus
Lineage: Eukaryota; Metazoa; Chordata; Actinopteri; Cypriniformes; Cobitidae
Gene: grifin
Product: galectin-related inter-fiber protein
Molecular function (GO): carbohydrate binding
Source: RefSeq, a predicted model, not a curated record
UAGCAUUCUGUUAGACCCGCACCCGUUCUAAGCCAUUUGUUCUCACUGUGCAUCUGGGCUCGUGGUACCCGAAAGGCAUCUCACAGCUUUAUAUGAGAUGUAAUCUAGCAGAAUGGAGCCCCUGGCAUGCACAGAGAUGGCAAGAUACUGUGAUCAGAAUGCAUCUAUGUCCUUGCUUUUAUUGCAGGGGUGGAUAGAGAUAUUAAGGGUGGAGCCCGCCUGGCCAACUGAUGACUAAAAGACACACAGCGUGGCUUUACUGAACUUUAAAAUUAUGAUGGGUGUCAGAAAGUGGAAAGGGUGAUUUUGUGUCCAAAGGCUAUAGUGAUAGUAAAGACUGAGAUAUUUUAUUCAUGAAUGUUUUCAUUUGUUUCUCUCAUCAUGUAGUUGUUUUGAGGUAUAGGUGCUAUUCAUUUUGCAGCAGUAAGCUAAGAUGAGCUUUAGUAAGGCAUUGUGUCUAAACACAGACAGGAAAUUCCUGAGGGCUGGCAGAUUUGAUGGACUAUAAAGCCAAAGCAGACACCCACAUGGGUAGUUGUUUAAUCCUCAGGAUCAGCGACCAAUCGUACGGCAGAACAGAAAAAAACUGGGAAUAACGUCACAUGGCACGUCUCACUCACUGCUGAUGUCGACACUUUCUCUCCGUGAGCUCAUCAAAACCACAUUAUCUUUCCCAGAAUAAUGUAUACACUCCACUGCCUGAAAAACAAAUUCCUUGAUUCACUGCGAUGAUGAUGUUUCAUGUUUCAUUAUGAGCAAUGGCUCAUUAACUAUAGCUGCAUUCCAUCUCAUUAUUUCCAUAUACAAUAUCCAUUAUAUAUGAAAUCCUGGACGUGGUGUUUAUGCAACAAGUGAAGAACCUGAAAUGAUUUCCCAGUGAUUUUGAACUAAUGUUAUUUUUUGCCUGUCUAUCACAACAAUCUCAUAUUGCAGUGCAACUACUGUAUUGUAUUUUUACAUUACGUGCCUUGUUUUUUAUGCAUGAACUCAAAGCCCGCACACAAAAGCUUUGAUCCUGUAAAACCUCAUCCCUCACGUGGUGUCACCAUCUCUUUAAAUGAUCUCUCUGCUCCAAAACAAAUCCAGCUGGAAGCUGAUCAAUACGCAGCGCUGCCGAAAAGAUGACAUUACGGUUUGAGGCUUUCUGUCCUGAUGGUCUGUGUCCAGGAUGGUGUUUCCUUCUGAAGGGAGAAACCCCAGCAGAAGCCAACAAGUUUGAGAUUAAUUUCCUGUGUGACAAGGAUGACAGAAUAGCCUUCCAGUUCAACACUCGCUUCACUGAGUCAGAUAUCAUCUGCAACUCCUUCAUGGCAAACCACUGGGGAAAAGAAGAGAGAUGCAGCAAUAUUCCCUUUGGGGUAAAAGAGCCUUUCCAGAUUGAAAUCUACUCUGACAACGGAUACUUUUAUGUUUACAUUGACGACACCAAGGUUAUGCAGUAUAAGCACCGUGUGGAAGACCUUAAGACCAUCACUAAAGUACAAGUGGUUAAUGACGUCAAUAUCUCAUCUUUAGAGAUCACCAAAAAACAUUAUUACUGAGGCUGUGUAUUAAGUGUGUGACAUGUUUUGGCUGAGCACAGCGCUAUGACAGCUAUACAAGCAGUGGUUUAUUGUAUGUUUCACAUUUCUGUUUACCAGUUUAUUGCUGGUAAAGGUGUGGUUAUCUGUAUUGAUGUGCCUCCAUAUUCAUAAAAACCUAAGAAUAAAUUCAAUGUUUGAAUAGACGAUGAUCUGAUCAGAUAAAUUUAGCAAUUCUAAUACUAUUUUUUCGAUAGGUUUGUGAAGUUAUAAUUAAUACUUUUUCUUGGUUCCCUGAGGCACCUCCUAAAUACUAUAAUCGAGUUUUGGAGACAAAAGUCUCCAUUAAAUGUACAGCCUCUAGCAUUUACCAAAUAAAUGCUGUGCUAUCGAGUUUUUCACCCCUUUCAAAUAUAAAACAGAAUUGGUAAUCAGAUCUUAACCACUUUUUCACAGAUGAGUACUGGGCAAAAGUCAUUCAUACCUUAUUUAUCUGUGCUCACUAUGCACUAAUGCAGUAUAAGUUAGUGCACAUGCAGAAUUUAUUGGACAAAGACUAAAUUGUCCAAGUUCAACCCAGAUCUUGGGAUUAUAUGUGACAGAUGCUGACAAGCUUCAGGAACUCUUUCCCAAACUUUCUGGCUUUUCCCAGCACUGAACUCUUUUUUUGACGUCAAUCUUAAAUCUAUUUCUGAUAUGUUUCUUUUGGACAUUGAACCAUG